This is a messenger RNA of Hippoglossus stenolepis (Pacific halibut), 3616 nucleotides long. RefSeq names its product phosphatidylinositol-4,5-bisphosphate 4-phosphatase 1a (gene pip4p1a). Gene Ontology annotation, molecular function: phosphatidylinositol-4,5-bisphosphate 4-phosphatase activity. Gene Ontology annotation, biological process: phosphatidylinositol dephosphorylation. Bases 186 to 998 code for a protein of 270 amino acids. Gene Ontology annotation, cellular component: phagocytic vesicle membrane; lysosomal membrane; late endosome membrane. NCBI's taxonomy places the organism in Eukaryota, Metazoa, Chordata, Actinopteri, Pleuronectiformes, Pleuronectidae. The transcript has 7 exons. The record is from RefSeq and is a predicted model, not a curated record.
AGUGAGGAGAGACCAGUGCGAGGAGCCGCACCCCCGGAGCUCCGUUACCGCAGCAGCAGCGGCAGCCGCGCCGGUGGUGUGAUCAUGUGACGCCUGCAUUUCCGACACAACAAUACAAACACCGUGUCGGUCUGCGUCCACGCUCCCACUCGCUCGCUCCCCCUCCCCAGCGCCUCGCUCUCGGUAUGGCGGACGGCGAGAGGUCCCCGUUACUAUCCGACCUGGGAGAUGGAGCUCUCGGCAGCGGUAACGGCGGAGUGUCUCCCGGCGCGGCGCCCUACGGUGUGCCCAACAAACCCCUGAGCUUUCCCCCGUUCCCCAGCCCGACUCAGCCCUCGGUGCUCCUCGGGGAGGAUCCUCCACCCUACUCCCCGCUCACCUCCCCGGAGAGUGGCAGUGCCCCUGUUAUCAACUGCAGGGUGUGUCAGAGCCUGAUCUCCGUGGAGGGCAAGAUCCACCAACACGUGGUGAAGUGUGGGGUCUGCAAUGAAGCCACGCCCAUUAAGAACGCCCCAGCAGGGAAGAAGUACGUUCGCUGCCCUUGCAACUGUCUGCUCAUCUGCAAAGUCACUUCCCAGAGGAUCGCCUGUCCCCGACCAUACUGUAAGAGGAUAAUAAAUCUGGGUCCAGUUCAUCCUGGUCCUGCCAGUCCUGAUCCCCAGCCAGCCGGGGCCCGCGUCUCCUGUGGACACUGCAGCAACACCUUCCUGUGGACAGAGUUCACAGACCGGACGCUGGCCAGGUGCCCACACUGCAGGAAAGUCUCCUCCAUUGGUCAGAGGUACCCCCGGAGGCGGAGCUUGUGGUGUUUUCUACUCUGCUUGCUUUUUAGCGUUUCCACCGCCGGGCUGAUGGCUGGAACGUGGGUGAAGGCUCAGACCUACCAGGGGAUCUACGCCUCGUGGGCCGUGCUGCUGCUCCUGGUUCUCCUCACCUUAGCUCGGGCCUUUUACUGGGCCUGCAUGAGGGUCAGUCAGCCCCUCCAGAACUUCACAUAGAGCCCCCCCCCCCUCCGACUCUGUGGCACCCUCGUCUCAACCCGCCAGGCAGGAGGAAAAAGAUGGCUUUAAAAAAAUCUGAAAAAACAGAAUAUUUAUUUAAAUCCAAGUCCGGAAAAGAAAAUGAUCUUCUCCUCCUGUUCCCUCCCUUUUAGUCAAAUGUGUUUCUAAAACUGGAUGGCGUCGGCUGCGGCCGCCGUGUAUCCAUCGGUAAUCAUGAUGACGCGUAUAGCCUAAUGUACUGUCGAUCUAUUCUAAUCUCGUGGCCAGUGUGGGGUUCAUUUUAGCAUUUUUAACACUUUUCUCCCCCUCUCCCCAGCGCUGUUGAUUCCUUUUGGCUUUAGUCUGUGGCACAUCUGUUGCUCUCCUGACCUCUAAGACGAGGGCUUCAAGUUCAAGUCUUAGACGUGAAAACCGCGCUCGUUUUCUUUUGUUUUUUUGUGGAGGGGGCGACUGUCGAUUUUCCAGUCCAGUUUCGACAUUUGGUUUAAUAUUCCAGCAUUUAGCAAUUUUUUAAACAAAGAAAAAAACAUUUUCUGAACGUGGCAAAGUCAGAUGAAGCUGGGAAAAAAAAAAAGUACAUCCACAACCAGCAGCAGACGACUGGAGUAAUUGAAGGGACGUCAGCCUCCUAUUGUGAAUCAAAAGAUCAAGUAGGUGUUGAAAUGUGUCUGAAAAAUUGAAUUCAGCCGUAUGUGAAGGUAGGCUCUGAUGUGUCUGAACUCAGUGUUUAUGCUGAAUUAUCCCCUGGGACUGACUUUGAUCCAAAGCAGCUUGAAAGCCUUAAACGGAGGUGUGAUAGAAAGAUUCAACACGCUCACACACACACACACAGCCACACACACACACAGCCACACGAGCGCAUAUGGUACACAUCAAAAAGAGGACGCUGUUUUAGAGUUGCAACAGCUUCCGAAACCAGUUUAUAUAGGAGACGUCCCAGCCUCCGUCUUCAAAGACACACCAGUGAACAGAUUUCCUCCGUGUUGAUGCGUCCCUAUUUCAGUAAAAGGGAAAAAAGUGACAUGCACGCCACUUUGCAUUCUCGUCCUGUUUGAGUGUAACAAAGUCUACAGCGGCUUCUCUUUGAUCCAAAAUUCACCCAACAAGUUAACUUUUCUUUUUUAAAAACCUUUUCUGAUUUCUUUCAUUUUAAAUUUUUAUAUUUUCAUAACCUAAAUUGACACGAGAGACACGUUUUUUUAUUCUGUUCGGCUUUUCGGGAAACGGAGGAAAACAUGAAAUGGAUCACAAAGAGCUAUAAUACUCACAAGACCCUGUGAGUAUAAGGAGGGUUUCAGAUUUGCAGCUCUGUCUGUUUCAUGAGAGAAGCUCGGACCUUUUCAGGCCUGUUUUGCUGGCCGAGGUUGAAUAUGUUACAGAACCAGUUCCUAAAACUUUGGGUUUUACAUCAAAAUCUAUCAAAGAUCCUCUAAUGAGCACGAAAAGACCCUUUUCUCCCAAUUCUUUUUGUAUUUUGUUCGUCUUUGGGUUCGUUUAUAGUGAAAAUGUGUCUUGAUAUUGUCGCUGAAGACGGAGGUUGGUCCUGAGGUUUCUGAUUUGCUGGCUGCAGACGGAGCGUUUCACCUAAAGGCCACUGACUAAAGUAAAAGAGGAAAACGCUCAAAGCGAGUAGGUCAGUAACAUGAAAACACACACACACACACACUACACGUUACAUCCUCACGCUGCAUAUCUCCCAUGAUGACUCGUCUGUAGUUCUGAAUGUGGUGACAUUUUCCUUUUCUUAUGGAUUCUGUAUUUUUUUUGUUCUGAUUGUAAAUAUAUUUGUUGUUUAUGUACGAUGGACGUGACUCAGCGAAAUUGCGUUGCACUCCGAGCUUAACACUACUGCUGUGAUCGCUGCCGACGUGUUUUUUUUGUGUUAUUUUUAAGAAGGUUAUUUUUGCAACUCUUCACCUGUUACGUAUUUAAUGAUUUGACAAACUACUAACCUAAUAAGCCUCUGGACACCCGGUCGUGUCCACAUCUUAAAAACACAUCAACAUAACCGCACCGACGAAACAUCGUGACGGAAUCGCAUUCCCAGGCGAUGACGUUUCUAGCUCUCGCGCACACAGACACACACAGACACACACACACACACACCCAGCACCUUAUACAGUAGAGAGGAAACACUGCAUACACCAAGUAAGAGGAGAUGAAGUUACCCUGGUAGACUGAACUGAGCUCGCAGGCAGUUCACAUGGAAGUGUCAUGUUAUUUAUUAUAUACGCUGCAACAAAAAAAAAAAAGGAUCACUUCAACAGUUGUGUCAUUUCCCUAGAAUCGUAUUUAUUGUGGAUGACGUCUGUUAUGCAGUGAGAUUAUUUCACUUUUUUUCAAGACCGGUCCAAAGGGCAUUUAUUUUUCUUAAUUGACGAUUCACCAGUUUAAAGUUGUGUUCAGUGCAUUCAUUUUUAAGAUGAGGGCAGAAUCAAUGUGAUGCAACUUGUUGAAGACCAUUUCUUUUCUUUUUUUUGCAGUGAUCAUGUUUUGACCAUGACUGCAAAAGAAAUCCAUCAUGUUAUUGCCAAUAAUCAAGACCCUGGCUGAUUCUCUUUUCAGAGUUUGUUUACACACAAAUAAAGACAUGAUGAUGAUGAUGUGAAAAACAA